This is a messenger RNA of Dunckerocampus dactyliophorus (ringed pipefish), 1763 nucleotides long. RefSeq lists its product as uncharacterized. Bases 258 to 1046 code for a protein of 262 amino acids. The record is from RefSeq and is a predicted model, not a curated record. NCBI's taxonomy places the organism in Eukaryota, Metazoa, Chordata, Actinopteri, Syngnathiformes, Syngnathidae. The transcript is spliced from 5 exons.
AGGAAGCGAGCGGUCUUUAUUUCCGCUGCAGCAACGAGAAGGAGUACGUCAUAAAAGAAAGGAAAAUGUGGACGGAAAGGACAAACUAAGGCCAGGAUAAGAAACAUCCACCUCGCACCUCCACGAAAUCGGUCGCAAGGUAACCGAUUGCCGUUGUCCUCUCCUGUCGAGUCCUCCUUGGCUAAAGGGUCGAGUCUAGGUCGUUGUUGCGGUGUGUUUCCGUUUGCUUGCUCGGCUCCAUUAGCCCGCUUUUAGCGAUGGGCACCAGGGCAAGUCGCCUCCAGGAGGACCCGGUCCCGUCCGCCCUCGGCAAAGACGCCACCAAGCGGGAUUCAUAUCGGCGGCCCCGCUGCGCAAGGCCCACCAGCCUCAUGGUGGACUUCUCGGGGAGCUUCGAGGACACCGAAGUCAACCGGAGCCGCUCAGAGGAGGGAAGCGACUCCGAUCUGGGCCAGCAUGGCGCUAGCGCCGACGGCAGCCCGGCUGACCACCACAGCAUCCCGGCUAGCAUGAGCCAGGCGUCCCCGGCAGAUGACGACAACAACAGCGAGGGCAAGCCCGAAGAGGACGGCAGCACAAGCACGGAGGCUGUCGUCAACGCGGAGCACCAGCCCGGGGAGGAAACAGGCCGCACACCGCACCGCACUUUCUCCGAGCGGCUGCCCGGAAAUCGACACGCCGGGGGCCGCAGCGUCGGCGCCAGGUCGGCCCGGGUUCGGGGUACACACCAGCGGCCGGUAUCCGAAGCUUGGAUCGGCAUGUACCGGGUCAACAACCGCCAUGGAAAUAUCCGCUGUCCUUUCUGCUCCAAGCCCUUCCCGGGAGGUCGGAUUGAGGAUCACCUGUUGAGCUGCCUCACUUCCCCACCGCUUCCUUACAACACGGAUGUGCUGAGCAAAGACAGUGGCGAGUGUUCCAUCUGUCUGGAGGAUCUGUUGCAGGGCGAGACCAUCGCCAGGUUGGCGUGCCUCUGCGUCUACCACAAGAGCUGCAUUGACGCCUGGGCCAAAGUGAAGCCCUGCUGCCCCGAGCAUCCUUCAGACUAACUCCCAGGUCACAUGACUUCCCCAUGGUGACCACGAAAGACUCAGGAGACCACGUCCUUACUCUCUCCCUCUCAGAUAUAUACGAAAAAUAUAAAUAUAUAUGAAAUAUGUCAGCGAACCAAUAAAGAAGACAACACAAGACCCUCAAAGGAAGCUUCCGGGUGGCUUGGACCUGGUCCGGACCAUUUCAAGACAAACAAAAAUGGCUGCUUUUGUUGUUUUUUUUGUUUGUUUUGUUUCUUUUUGACCCUGGCAUGUUGGCCUCCAACAUAUUCUCUCCCUGGAAUCACAUGGAACUUUUAGAGGACAAAAGAUUGUCUCAGCUCUGAGUCCGAGGUGGUUUCAAUGGGUAUUUUAGGGGAAGAAAUGAACAUGUUGUCCCACAUGGGACUUCUUUCCCCGUCAGCCGGCUAGAGGGCGGCGGUCUGAUGGGGUCGGGGGUGGGGGGCGUCGUUACUGGGUGUUUAGUGUUAACAUUUCAGCACAUUUUCCUGGAGGGGGUACUGUGCCAGCGUGGAGGUGAUAGUGCUGCUAGUGUGUUAGCUCCAUUAGCGCUGCUGUUUGCACCCAUUUGAGCACUUUUUGUCCCUUGAGGCUUUUUUUUUUCCUGUUUGCUUGCUUCAGGUCUGGUUUGGGAUGGCUGUGACGAUGAUGAUGACAACGAGGAUAGUGAGUGUUUACUGUGACUGUGAAUUAGGUCAGUUUAAAAAACAAAAA